Molecule: messenger RNA, 1377 nt
Organism: Manihot esculenta (cassava)
Lineage: Eukaryota; Viridiplantae; Streptophyta; Magnoliopsida; Malpighiales; Euphorbiaceae
Product: prostatic spermine-binding protein
Exons: 3
Coding region: 514-1095 (193 amino acids)
Source: RefSeq, a predicted model, not a curated record
AAAAGCGAUGGGCUCAAUAAAUUAAAGGGAGAAGAUAAAGCGGUAAUUAAUAAAUCAUAAUCAUUAAACAUUUUUUUUUUCAAAAAAAUGAAAUUAAAUAAAUACCCAAACAUUGUCUUGUCGUUACUCUCUCUUCCGGGCAGCCCAAGCCCACGAUCUUUUUAGUGUUUAUGCUGAGAAGGACUUUGCCCGUCUUGCCCGAUACCUGACUGAGAAAUUACGGGCAGUCAGUCACCCACGCCACACCAGUUCUCUCUCUCGGACUCUCUCCUCCCCUCUCUCUCUCUCUCUCUCUCUCUAUUUGUCUUUCUCUCUCUCUCCGUGAUAUUUUUCUAUAACUUGGUGUCUCUGUGUCUCUACGAUCACGAUCCAACGGUCCAAAAUGAACGGAGCUCCUCACGCUUAUUUCUCCAGAUUUUAGAGCCCUAAACCUCCAGAUCUGUUCUCUCUGUGCUCAGAUCUUCAUUUCCGGUUUUAAUAUUUGUUUUUCUGUUUUUGACGCACGCAAAUCAAAUGGAGGCCAACUACGGUCCAGUGACAGUUACGCCAUGUAACGGUGCACUAACGUGCGCCGGCGAGGCAGUAGCUAGUUUGCUAGUUUCGGCAUUGGUCAAAUCCCAGCUAUCAGCUCAGGAUCCAAUUGAAUUCCUGAUGACUAACAAACCUAGAAUGAAAGGAGAUGACACACAAGGCCAUGCCAAGCCAGUUGAUGCAGGUGGAGAUGACCCCAACGGAGACGAUGACGAUGACGAUGAUGAAGGAGAUGGUGGAUUUGGAGAAGGGGAAGAGGAACUAUCAUCUGAUGAUGGAGGGGACAAUGGCAAAAACACCAAUAACAACAAGAGCAACUCGAAGAAGGGUCCAGAUGGUGGAGCAGGUGGUCCUGAAGAGAAUGGAGAAGAGGAAGAAGAUGAUGAUGAAGAAGACGGUGAAGGUGAAGAUCAAGACGACGAUGACGAUGAUGACGACGACGAUGACGACGAUGAUGAUGGUGGGGAGGAAGAGGAGGAAGAUGCUGAGGAAGUAGAGGAUGAUGAAGGAGAAGAGGAUGAAGAUGAGGAAGCCCUCCAGCCACCAAAGAAGAGGAAGAAGUGAAAGUAGAGUAACAGUAGAAAGGCUCCUCAGCUCAUACUGUUUUCUGUGACUUUGUUACCUAACUUUGAUGCAUCUACUGAGCUUAUGAGGCAGGCCUAUUUAGGAACAAUGUUAUUAUGCAUAAUUAUGUUAUUUUCGUUGCAUGAUUAGAGUACUCUAGAACUGUGAGCAGUGAGCUUCGGCGAAUGAUUAAUUUGGGAAAAGAAAUUGUGGUGAUUAAUGAUCUUUAGCAACAUUUAAUCAGAUCUUACUCGUAGAAUUAACAUUUUAUUGUUUUGAGAA